UUUAGAAGUGUGAGUUAGAAAAUGCAGCCAAAAAAAAAACAAAAACAAAAACAAAAACAAAACAAAACAAAACAAAAAACCCAAGCAAACACAACCUUGCCAUUUUUAUAGUUUACUUUGCUCUUUUGUUUGUAAGGUGGGCCAGCAAAGGAAUGUUUUGGCUUGGGGAAAUUCAGACCCUAUUGUUUCUUACUACUUCUGAGGUCCCAAGAUAAAUAUUUAAGACCUAAUAUGCUUCUGGUAUUGUGUAAGGUGAUGAAAGAGGUAAAAAUUCACUACCUAGGUCUGGAGAAGAAAUUGAAGAAUAAAGAAAUGAGGAAAAGGAAGUGAGAGAGGAAAGGGACAGGAGAAAGGAGAGGUAAGAGUUGGGGAAAGAGAGAUGAGGAUGGAGAAAGUAGGAAGGAGAGAAUGAAAGGCAGGUUAGAGAAUCAGAGGACAGAGAAGAUAUAGGAUACAUAUAUAUAAAAAAAGGCAUUGAAAUAGAACAUCAGGGAGUGAGAAUUAAUUAUGGUGGAUACCGCACCACAUGGUCUGUUAAGUUAAUAAGAAUAAUAAAUACAACAUAAAGUUUUAUUAGAGGAUUUUUUUUUUCUUGAAAAGAGCUGGGGGAGGGGAAAGAUGAUGAGAGAGAUGUGACUGGGGGCGGGGCAGGGAGGAGACUGGGAGAGGCAAAGGUAAAUUCUGCCAACUUAAACAUUUUGCCCAAGGCUGCCUUGCUUAGCCUACCUCUCUAGUAUUCUCUAGAAUACUACCUCUACCUCUAGUAUUUUCACCUCUAUUAGCCCCGUAAAGCUGCGUAAGUAUUUGUUGAAGGAACUAAAAUCCUCCUCCCCCACGUGGGGACUAAAAGUCAUUUCGGAGCUGGGAGCCAGGAUGAUUCACCUAACGUAAGACUUGUGAUGAUGAGGUGGAAGCCUGGCGUGCGGAAUCCACUUGAAUUUCAGAACCAGUUGAGACUUGUUUCUUCCUUUGCCUCCUUCCAAAUCAGUUCACCCUUCAGAGUCCACCAACUGCAGCAGCAGCCAACGGAAACUCGACCUGAAGUUCGGUCCCAAGGUGGGAGAGAUGCAGCCUCAGCAACGACAUUAUAAAGAAGCUAAAGCAUGGACCACCAUUCGAAGGUUAGAGACAAGGUGCUCUUUCUGCUCGAUCCGGAGCGGUGGCUCGGGGUUUAUAGGCAUACCAGGACAAGAGGGAAUGUGAGUAGUGGGGACCUGGAGAAUGGAGGAGAAACUGAACCGGAGCUAUACUGCCCUCCUCCCGACUCCGAAAAAGAGCUGACUCGAGAGAGCAGUCUAGAAGGCCCGCUGGGAACUGAACCCAAGAACUUGCCGCCUAAACCUCCCAGGUCUGUGCUAGUGCGGGUCGUGGAUUACCAAGUGAAGCAGGAGAUUCAGCAAACCGCGUGGGUGAAAGGAAAGAUGACUCUGAAAACCGAGGAGCGCUCCAUGAGUUCUAUUAGUUUCUGGACCUACAAAGGAUAGAGUGAAGUCUCUGAAACUACCUGGAAAUUGGCAAGGGGAAGUGGGGAACUGGACUUGGAAUCUACAAUACAGAUGUCGCAAAGGAAGCCACGUUGUGCCUAAACCCCAAAAGAAGGAUUUGAUCGGACUCCUUUAUUCCUGGAGGAGAAAGAAAACAGACCAGUGAAGGCUGUGGUCUGGUGGCAACGACGAGAAUUUCCAAGAAAAAGGAUGCUUCUUGUAUUUGAAACUCUAAAGCAUUUCAGCUCCCAAUUAACUGACCAAAAAGUCAGUUUUAAAACUCUGAGGCAAUACAACCGGGAGGGGAGGCGGAAGAAAGUAUAGAAAUCUUUAUGCAAUUGUAACCAAAAUGUUCUCUCUUGUGACUGAUAUUCGAUACUGUGACAGUUUGGGGCAGCAAAGUACUACUGAGGAAUUGGAGGAAAUAACUUCCUUCUUGUGCUUAGCGGUAAGUGGAAGUUUGUUUUGGGGGAAAAAAAAGAAAAGAAAGAAACUUUUCUAAAUAAUUUUUAAACAGUAAACUUAGAACAAAAAUUCUAUUUAGUUAAAAGCUUCCUUCCGACUUAUCUG
Molecule: messenger RNA, 2054 nt
Organism: Gracilinanus agilis (Agile Gracile Mouse Opossum)
Lineage: Eukaryota; Metazoa; Chordata; Mammalia; Didelphimorphia; Didelphidae
Gene: C4H6orf141
Product: chromosome 4 C6orf141 homolog
Exons: 1
Coding region: 1104-1484 (126 amino acids)
Source: RefSeq, a predicted model, not a curated record